This is a messenger RNA of Bacidia gigantensis, 945 nucleotides long. RefSeq lists its product as uncharacterized. The coding region runs from base 1 to 945 and encodes 314 amino acids. Lineage: Eukaryota; Fungi; Ascomycota; Lecanoromycetes; Lecanorales; Ramalinaceae. The record is from RefSeq and is a predicted model, not a curated record. The transcript has a single exon.
AUGCUUCGAAGAUCUGACGGCGACCAAGCACAGAGUCUAGCUCUCAACGAGACCCAUUUCCCGUUUCUUCUAUUGCCUACAGAGAUACGUAACGAGAUCUAUAUCUCGUUGUUGACAUCUAUAAAUCCACCACCAAAAAUUCCAGAAGAUGACACCAAAUACAGCGAAGCUUCUCAAAUCGGCAUCAAAUGGCCAAGAAAGGAAACCUACCGAAAUGGCCUCUUAUACUCUAUCUCUGGCCUUCUACUCACCAAUCGCCAGAUCAAUGGAGAGUUAAUGAGACUUCUUGCAUCACCAUCAACAUCAUUUCACGCAACUUUUCAUCUUGACUUCUUGUAUAGCCCUGGGAUUGAUGAGGACGGGGAUGCUAGCGACCGCGUAUUCCCGACUUGGAGGGCACGUCCAGCACUUCCCCAUUUGCUAACCAGUCAGCCUUACAAUAUCGAGGUAGAUACGAGGAUCAUGAAUGCAGACGCUGUAGAGAAGUAUAUGGCGGCGUCGCGACAGGAUGUGACGACCAGGAAAUUGGGAAAUGUAAUCCAACGCUACAUGCGACUUCAGAACAACCCCUCCUUGUCUCUUAAUGCCAAGCACGUACCAACAAAAGUGAAUGAGCUGAUCUUCAAUCUUGUCCCCUGGGCAGAGGGACCCAUCACACCAACGGCUAUUCGAGCAGAGUAUGGAAAUGAUUUUACGCCUUUUGUUGCGCUCAGGGAAAAGAACAAUUUCUUGCCAUAUCGCUUUCGAUGGCUCUGUGCAGAUGUCGAUGAGUUCGUGAACAAUGGGCUACUCGAUGGGUAUGUCAAUUUUGUCAGGGUCAGAGUCAAGCCAGGGCAUGGCCUGGUAGGUAAAGAGGAAGAAUGGGUGUGGACUUGCACGGAGUCGGGGGGAAUACAUGAUUGGGCGCCUAGGAGAUGGUUGCUGGGCAAAGAAUUGGAAGAUUAG